Messenger RNA from Ailuropoda melanoleuca (giant panda), 1183 nucleotides. It is a transcript of the gene FLACC1, whose product is annotated as flagellum associated containing coiled-coil domains 1. NCBI's taxonomy places the organism in Eukaryota, Metazoa, Chordata, Mammalia, Carnivora, Ursidae. The record is from RefSeq and is a predicted model, not a curated record. Gene Ontology annotation, cellular component: cytoplasm. Bases 230 to 1183 code for a protein of 317 amino acids. The transcript has 13 exons.
UAACGGAUACAGAUGAAAGCCAGGUGACUCAAUCCAUGCAGCGAGGUCUGAGAGCGACCCAAGCGCAGGAGCUCCUGUCCUCAUGCCGUCUGGGUGCGUCACCCUCCCUGUGUGAUGUGUUUGCCAACCCUGAAGCUCACUGAACCCCAUACUUCUGGGAGUUUGAUGGAGACUUCCUCACGCAAGAGCCUCCCGCUCUAGCGGCCCAGCCGGCCUCUGCCCUCCUGCCAUGCACCCCAACCCUCUCAUCUACUGCACCUGCUGGGACCCCUGGAACUUGGGACCACGGAAGCUAAUCAAGACCCCUCAGCCACCAAUCAAGACCUCCAUAGGGAAGCCCAAGCUAACUCCUCUUCCUCCAGCUGCAAAAAAACAAAGUUAUGUUCAACCACCAACAAAACCUGCUGUUGCCCCAAAAGUGACAGUCCAUUUAGGAAAACAAGAGGAGAGCAACACAUUACCUAAUGAAGUGAUAAAUGUGUCACCUGGCUAUCGCCUCAUUCGAAAUAGGGACCAGAUUUCUGUCACCUUGGGAGAAGAAAUGUUUGAUAAGAAAAAGCGGUCGAAAUCAGAGAUCAUGGACAGAAUCAAAAUUCCCAGGACUGAUAUCAUUACGGACCUAGAAGAGCAGAUCUCAGAGCUGACUGUGAUCAUUGAGCAGAUGAACAGAGACCAUCAGUCUGCCCAGAAAUUGCUCUCCGAUGAAAUGGCUCUCCGCUGUGCUGAGAUGCAGGAGAACUUCGAAAACAAGAACAGGGAGCUCAAAGAGGCUCACGCAGCAGAGCUCAAUCAGUUGGAGAACAACUACAAAGCAUCUUUGAAGGCAGAGAAGCUGGCUGCCCAAGAAAAACUAGAUGAGAUGGAAAAGGAAUAUAAGUAUUUGAAGAAUAUGUUUCAUAUGUAUCAGGACAGCAUUUAUGAUGAAAUGGAGGACAAGUGGUCGAAGAAGAAGGCAGAAUGGGAGAAGGAGGAGAAGUUGGAGCGGGAAAAGAUCCUGCUACAGCAAAAACAUAAAAUGAUCAAAAAGUUCGAGUUGGAGUCCACAGAAGAAAAGAAGAAAAUAAAUGACUCGUACAGUGCCAUCUUUGAGAACUUCAGUGGAGAGAAGGAGGAGCUAUUGAAACAGCAUGAAAAGGAUACCUUACAAUUAGAGGAGCUGAGAAAGAACAAACAGAGAAUUUAA